Erigeron canadensis is the source of this 1097-nucleotide messenger RNA. Its product is annotated as inorganic pyrophosphatase 2-like. The coding region runs from base 33 to 998 and encodes 321 amino acids. The transcript has 4 exons. Gene Ontology annotation, molecular function: phosphatase activity. The record is from RefSeq and is a predicted model, not a curated record. NCBI's taxonomy places the organism in Eukaryota, Viridiplantae, Streptophyta, Magnoliopsida, Asterales, Asteraceae.
AUCUUAGAUACCCGAUUCCAUUUUUACUUCCUAUGAAUACGUUAAUCACUUGUGAUGUAUGUAUAUAUUCCACAACACAAACUUACAUUUUACUCGAUACCUAUUCCUAUACCAACAUAUCAUUCUCAGUACUAAUUAAAUACUUUCUUUUUCGUGUUCAUUUGUUAUACACAAUGUCGGGAAUCGUAGUGAUUUUUGACUUCGACAAGACGAUUAUUGAUAUCGACAGUGACAAUUGGGUGGUCGACGAGUUGGGUGCAACCGAUUUGUUUAACCAACUUCUUCCCACCAUGCCUUGGAAUUCCGUGAUGGACAAGAUGAUGGACGAGCUACAUUCACAAGGAAAAACCAUUGAAGAUAUGGAGGAAGUACUAAAACGUGUCCCGAUACAUCCUCGAGUUGUUCCGACCAUUAAAGCAGCAUAUGCUUUAGGGUGUGAUCUAAGGGUGCUAAGCGACGCAAAUCUAUUCUACAUUGAGACGAUACUCAAACAUCUAGGGAUACGAGAAUGUUUCUCGGAAAUUAACACGAAUCCGGGUUUCGUGAACGAGGAAGGAAAGCUGAGGAUUCUACCGUACCAUGAUUUCCAUACCUUUUCUCAUGGUUGCAAACUUUGCCCUCCCAACAUGUGCAAGGGUAAAAUAUUAGAAAGAAUUCAAGCGACCUUAAAGGCAGAUGGAUGGAAAAGGAUCAUAUACUUGGGAGAUGGUGCGGGUGAUUUUUGCCCCAGCCUAAAGCUUGUACAAGGAGACUACAUGAUGCCAAGGAAAGAUUUCCCCGUUUGGGACUUGAUAUGCAAAAACCGCAACCUUCUUAAAGCUGAGGUUCAUGAAUGGAUCGACGGGGAAGAUCUCGAGCAAAUUCUACUUAAACUUAUAACAAUAAUAUUGAUGGAAAACAAGAGUAACACUGGUGACAACACAAAUCAAUUGCUUGAUUGCAAGUUUGAGACCAUUGUUCAUGAAGUUUUGCCUAAACCUCUCUGUGUUCCUCAGUAAUACAGUAAUAUAUCUAGCUAUAAAUCCAGAAAUAUUGGAACUACUUUAAAUAAUACAGUAAUCUAUCUAGCCAUAUAUGAGAGUACCAUUUUUUCUUUA